Lolium perenne is the source of this 2529-nucleotide messenger RNA. The record is from RefSeq and is a predicted model, not a curated record. NCBI's taxonomy places the organism in Eukaryota, Viridiplantae, Streptophyta, Magnoliopsida, Poales, Poaceae.
AUGAAACAGGGCUUAGGCCAGGGCCUGUGGCCUAGGGCCGUGGCUUCAGGGGUCAGGCCAGGCCAGGGCUUAGGGUCAGGGCCAGGCUUCAGGGCUUCAGGCUGCGGCCCAGGGUCAGGCUCAGGGUGCCUGUGGCUCAGGCUGUCAGGGUCAGGGCCAGUUCAGGCCGAGGGCCCAGGGCAGGCAGAGGCAGUGGCACCCAAGAGCACCAGGGCCAGGAAGGCCAGGCAGGAGGACAGACAGGGCGGGCAGGGGCAGGAGAGGCAGGAGGCCACAGCGGCAGGCACGGCAGGCCAGGCACGCCAGCAGCCAGGCCAGCAGCAGGGCAGGCAGGCCAGGCAGGCCAGAGCACAGGCACAGAGGCAGGCAGCUAGGCAGCAGCAGGCAGAGGCAGCAGGCCAGGAGGCAGCAGGAGGCAGGCACAGCAGGCCAGGCAGCAGGCCAGGCCAGGCCAGGCAGGGCCAGCAGGCCAGGGCAGGGCCAGGCCACAGGCCCAGGCUAGAGGCCAGGCCAGGGCAGGCCAGAGCAGGGCAGGCCAGGCAGCCAGGCAGCCUGGCGCGGAGCACGGGCAGGAAGGCAGGCAGGCAGGCCAGGCAGGCAGGCAGCCUUAGGCAGGGGCCAGGCCAGGCAGGUAGGCAGGCCAGGCAGGGGGACAGUGAGGCCAGGCCCAGGCCAGGCCAGGCCAGGCAGGGCCAGGCACCAGGCCAGGCAGCCAGGCUCAGGCCAGGCCAGGGCCCAGGCCAGGAGAGGCCUAGGCCAGGCAGGCCAGGCCAGGGCAGCCAGGCCAGGCCAGGGCAGGCUAGAGCCAGGCAGGCCCAGGCAGGAGCCAGGCCAGGCAGGCUAGGGCAGGAGGCAGGCCAGGGCAGGCAGGCCAGGCCAGGGCAGGCCAGGCCCAGGCAGGAGGCAGGGCAGGCCAGGCAGAGGAGCAGGAAGAAGCAAGACAGAGGAGCAGGCACAGGCAGGAGGCAGGCUAAGAGGCAGGCUAAGGACAGGACAGCUAGGAGGAGCGAGCAGGGCACUAGGCAGACAGGCCAGGCCAGGAGGCAGGGGCAGAGGGCAGGAGGCAGGCCAGGCCAGGCCAGGCAGCAGGCCAGGCAGGUAGGCAGGCAGGCCAGGCCAGGCCAGGCCAGGCACCAGGCAAGAGGCCAGGGCACAGCAGGCAUUAGCAGGCUAGGCAAGCAGCCAGCACAGGCAGGGCAUAGGGCAGGCCAGGCAGGCAGGGGGCAGGCAGGCAGGCAGGAGGCAGGAGCAGAGCAAGAGAGCAGGCAGAGGCACAGGACUAGAGCAGAAGGCACAGGGAGGCAGGCAGGCCAGGAGAGGCCAGGCAGAGGGGAGAGGAAGGAGAACCAGGGCAGGCAGGCCAGGCAGCAGGAGAGCAGGCCAAGCCAGGGCCACAGGCCAGGCAGGCAGCCAGGCAGGGCCAGGCAAGAGGCAGAGGAGGGACAGCAGCAGGCACAGGGCAGGCAGGGCCAGGAGGCAGCAGAGCAGAGGCAGGCACCAGGCCAGGCAGGGCAGGCCAGGCCAGGCAAGGCCAGGCCAGGCCAGGCCAGGCCAGGCCAGGGCCAGGCCAGGCCAGGCCAGGAGGCAGGCAGCCAGGGCAGGCAGCAGGCCAGGAGGCAGCGGGGCAGGAGGCCAGGCAGGCAGGAGGGCACAGGCAAAGAGGCAGGGGGCAGGCAGGAGGCAGCAGGCAGGCCAGGAGGCAGACAGGAACCAGAGGAACAGGAGGAGCAGGAGCAGCACAGGCUAGGCAGGCAGCAGGCCAGGCAGGGCCAGGAGCUAGAGCCAGGGCCAGGCAGGCAGGCCAGGCCCAGGCCCAGGGCCAGGCCAGGCAGGCCAAGGCCAGGCAAGCAGGCACGGCAAAAGGAAGGCAAAAAGGCAGGAAAGGAGGAGGAGAAAGGACUAGCCAACAAUAGAAGAGCAAAGGAAGGAGCACAGGAGGCAGGAGAGCAACAGCAGAGAGAGGAGAGCAGGCAGGCAGCAGCCAGGAAGCCCACCAACCAAACCAGAGAGGAGGCAGCAGGCACAGGCCACAGGCAGCGGAGGCAGCAGGCACCAGGCCAGGCAGGCCAGGCAGGCAGCAGGCCAGACAGUGAGAAAACAAACACAAGAAAGCAAGCAGGCAAGAGAGGAGAGAGCAGAGGAAGGAAAAGGCACAAGGAGGAGGCCAGGCAGCAAGGCAGGCCACAAGGAGGCAGGCAAGGCCAGGAGGCCAGGCAGGCAGGGCAGGCAGGCAGGAGGCCAGGGCUAAGGAGGCUAGGCACAAGAGAGGCAGGGCCAGGCAGGCAGGGAGGGCAGGCAGGCAGAGGCCACAGAGGCAGGCAGAGCAGGGCAGGAGGGCAACAGGAAAAACAGGAGGCAAAAGGGCAGGAGAGAGCAGGAGGCAGGACAGGGACAGCAGACACAGGAGGCAGAGAGGACAAAAGAGAGGACAGGCAGAGGACCAGGAGCAAGGAGGAAGAGCAGAGGCUAGCAGGCAGCAGGCAGCCAAGCAGAAGGCCAGGCAGAGCAGGCAGGGCAGGCACUAGCUAG